Messenger RNA from Spirometra erinaceieuropaei, 291 nucleotides. The record is from the annotation of a GenBank genome assembly. Lineage: Eukaryota; Metazoa; Platyhelminthes; Cestoda; Diphyllobothriidea; Diphyllobothriidae.
AUGGAACAGGCCUCGAACGUUGGUGACACUCGAAAGCUCUACCGUCUGAUCCACCAAGUUAGCGGUAAGCCCUCUACACUGAGUGACUCUGUUCGCGACGUGAACGGCGGCAUUAUUGCUGACAACUCGGCCAAAGUCGAGCGCUGGCGUGAGCACUUUGAGCACCAUCUCAACUUCGAUACCCAACAUACAUCGCCCUUGCUCUCCUCCUCAGUGGAGUUUCUUCCCUCUCCUACCUAUGCAGUGCCAUGCGAUCCCCCCUCCGAGGAGGAAGUCGCCGAUGCCAUAUGA